AUGCUCACUGGCGUCUGCACACGUGUAGCUAUCCACAUUUCAAGUGCAGCAGAUUAUUUUCGACAGACUAUUGCAGCAACUGGUCACGCCUAUCAUCGGUGGUGUAGUGUGAUUCUUGACUCUUAUUUAAACAAGUAUCCAUUGUCUGCGAAAAUGAUUGAUGUUGAAAAGGUAUUAGCUCCACUUCGUGCUGACGUGCAGGCACAGGGCGAUAUUGUUCGGCGGUUGAAAUCAGAAAAAGCAAACGAUGUGGAGAUUAAACGUGCUGUUGCAGAACUGAAAGCUAAGAAGAAGCUGCUAGAAGAAAAAGAGCUGGAACUUACAAAAAAGGACCACAAAAUUGAUCGAGCGAAGUUGGAGGAUUUGCUUAAACAGAGGUUUGUAUAUGAUCAGUCUUUUUCGAUCUAUGGAGGUGUGCAAGGUCUCUAUGAUUAUGGUCCAACCGGCUGCGCCAUCAAGGCCAAUCUUUUGGCCGCGUGGAGACAGUUCUUUGUUCUUGAGGAGCAGCUUUUGGAAGUCGAUUGCUCCAUGUUAACUCCCGAAUGUGUUUUAAAGGCAUCUGGUCACUUGGAACGCUUCACGGACUACAUGGUUCGCGAUGUCAUAACUGGUGAAUGUUUCCGCGCCGAUCAUCUCAUUGAGUCAGCACUUGAAGCCAUUCGCAUCUCCAAGCAUAUAAGUGAGGCUGAAAGGUCCGAAAUUGACAAAACUCUGUCACAGCUAGAAGGUUAUGGCGCUGAUGCUUUGGAGGAACUGAUAGCUCGUUACUCUAUCAAAUCACCUAUUACUAAGAACGAUUUGACACCUCCGCAAAAGUUCAAUCUUAUGUUCUCUACAUCCAUUGGUCCAACUGGCCAAUGCCAAGGGUUCCUGAGACCUGAAACAGCGCAGGGGAUUUUCGUGAAUUUCCAACGUCUACUUCAGUUCAACCAAGGUCGACUACCCUUCGGUGCAGCCCAAAUUGGUUCAGCUUUCAGAAACGAAAUUAGUCCACGUUCUGGCGUGAUUAGAGUACGUGAAUUUACAAUGGCCGAAAUAGAAUACUUUGUGGAUCCCAAGGACAAGUCUCAUCCAAAAUUUGCGCAGUAUGCUGAUCUUAAGCUUCCUCUCUUCUCUGCUUGCGAUCAAAUGGACGGCAAGUCAGCUCAGGAAAUCUCACUUAAAGAUGCCAUUGAAAGGGGUAUAAUUGCAAAUGAGACAUUGGGCUACUUCAUGGCUCGCAUCUUUCUCUUCCUCUACAUGGUGGGUGUGAAGCCGGAUCGGUGUCGCUUCCGGCAACACAUGAAGAAUGAGAUGGCGCACUAUGCGCGCGACUGCUGGGAUGCCGAAUGUCUCACCACGUAUGGAUGGAUUGAGUGUGUUGGUUGUGCGGAUCGCAGUUGCUAUGAUCUAACUCAACACCAAGAGGCCACUGGUGUACGUCUUGUGGCUGUGAAACCUUUGCCCGAGCCGGUAACAGUACACGAUGUUAAAUGUGUACUGAACAAGGCGAAAAUUGGUCGAACGUAUCGUGGCGAGGCUGCUCAAAUCCUGAAUUCCUUUGAAAAACUUUCACACGAUGAAAACCUCAAGAUCAAGGAAUCGCUUACUAAAUCGGGCAAAUAUACCCUCUCCGUCAAUGGGUCUCAAUUUGAAAUCACAACUGACAUGGUUACGAUAAGGGAGGAGGAUGUGCGUGUUCAUGUUGAAGAGGUCGUGCCUAGCGUCAUAGAACCCUCCUUUGGUAUCGGUCGUAUCAUGUACGCCAUUCUGGAGCAGAACUUCCAUACCCGCGAGAAUGAUGAACAGAGAACAUUUCUUUCCCUGCCGCCCAUUAUAGCACCCUACAAGUGCUCCGUUCUUCCACUUUCCUCCCAUCCGGACUUUGUGCCGUUUGUGCGUAAUCUGUCCAAACACUUGACACGUGUGGGUAUCUCACAUCGCGUGGACGAAAGUGGUGGCUCCAUUGGCCGUCGCUAUGCUCGCACCGAUCAGAUUGCCAUCCCCUAUGGUAUUACUGUUGACUUCGACACGGUGAAUCGGAAACCACCUUCAGCCUCUCUUCGGGAAAGAGAUACUAUGAAGCAGAUUCGCGUCCCGAUUGAAGAUUUGCCAGAUCUGGUCAGCGAUCUAACUAACGGGAUCGUCACCUGGAGCGAAGCUCUUGCGCAUUAUCCACUCUUUGAGCAACAGGAGACCAGUAGAUGA
This is a messenger RNA of Hydatigera taeniaeformis, 2187 nucleotides long. The record is from the annotation of a GenBank genome assembly. Lineage: Eukaryota; Metazoa; Platyhelminthes; Cestoda; Cyclophyllidea; Taeniidae.